Messenger RNA from Camelus dromedarius (Arabian camel), 4697 nucleotides. It is a transcript of the gene SLC17A8, whose product is annotated as solute carrier family 17 member 8. Gene Ontology annotation, molecular function: neurotransmitter transmembrane transporter activity; L-glutamate transmembrane transporter activity. The transcript has 12 exons. Gene Ontology annotation, biological process: neurotransmitter loading into synaptic vesicle; monoatomic anion transport; transmembrane transport. Gene Ontology annotation, cellular component: synaptic vesicle membrane; excitatory synapse. The record is from RefSeq and is a predicted model, not a curated record. Bases 1461 to 3230 code for a protein of 589 amino acids. Lineage: Eukaryota; Metazoa; Chordata; Mammalia; Artiodactyla; Camelidae.
AGUCCUGGAGAAGGAUUUGGACUGUGCCUUGCAGAGGGCAGUGACUGGUCUGUGGAAAUGACUCCCUGGAGCCUGAGAAGCUGAAGCAUGGGACUUGUCAGUUGUUGCAGGCCAGGGGCUUGGAGCACUGGAGCCUCACAGAUGAAGGCUGUCUCUUCACGGCAGCAUCAUUUAUGGCGGGGGCAUCCUGCUGCCCAUAAAUAUGGGAGCAACAUGUGAUAUUUCUACCCUGUCUGACAACAAUUUAUGUUAUACCACUACACGCUAGGUCCUAUUGGCUCAGAGGACAGGGGAUUUGGGGGCUCAGAGGAGGGACAUCUAACCUUGUAUAUGAGGGUUUCUAGAGAAACCCUUGUCUUUGUGAGACUUAUGAAUCCCUCGACAUUUCCCAGAUGAAGGGUGAGGAGAUUUAUCAGGGCAGAGGGUACAAUCUGAAUAAACCCCAGAGGUGAUAGGGAGUUUACUGAAUUCAGUGAAGUGCUGAUAUGAAGAGCAGAUUGACAAGAAACAAGGCUGAGGUCCCAUGGAGGGCCUUGUGUGCUGUGGUAAAGAACUUGGAUUUAUCCUGAGGACAGUGAGGACCAGUGAAGAGUGCUAAGAGUUCUAGGACCGGCUCAGUUAUCUUCAGUUCCAUGGUCCCACUGGCACUUGCACAUCACAACUUGAGUGGUCCUGCUCUGUGGUCAGGAGCAGAUAAAUGCCCUCCUAGAGGUUUAUGGCCUGGGUUUUGCAUUUAGCCUCCUUCAAGUGCAAGUGUUCCUCUAAGGACCACAUCCAUACUGGUGUCUGGCGGAAAAACUGUUUCUUAGCUCCCAUGAGGGGCAUAAGAGGCCCUAAUGCAGUGGCUGAGAGCCUGUCUUUGGGGCCAGACCUCAGGAAAGCAGAGAACUUGUUUUACACGCUUCACCCAGCUCUGGCUGAGAGCCCAUUAAUAAGCCCCAGUGCUGAGGGGCAGGUAUUGUGUCGGUUACUAUGGCAUCACCUUGGAAAGGAUCACUCAGUGAGAGCCACAGCAGCCGAGUGAGGCAGGAGGGGAAUGUGGUCAGAGGCAGAAGGGGAGGCUGGAGACAGGCUGCAGAUGCUGUCGCUGGUCUCAGGAGACCUCGUGGCUAGAGCCCACUUUAGCUUCUCCAGCUGCAGCCCAGGGAGGGAGCCAGGCUGCGCUCAGACUGAGCGUGGCUGCCUGAGACAGCACCACCGUCUGCUGCUGAAAGGGGCUGAAUUUCCAGUCUCAGACCACUUGGCCUCUCCUUUUUUUGGAGGUGGGGGUGUUGUCUCAUCUUGAAAGAUCUGGGCUGGGCUUCAUCUCCUUUUUUAUUUUAAGCAGUUACCUUCAUGAAAAUUGACUGCCAGGUGUUCACCGAGGAAAGCAGAGUGGUCCCCAGGCUGGAGCGGAAAAAGGAUGACAGUUUCCGAGACUGAUUGGUGACGGCUUGGAGGUAUCCCACCCCCAAUUCAAAAUGCCUUUUAAAACAUUUGAUAUCUUCAAAGAAAAAAUUUUGAAACCUGGAAAGGAAAGAGUGAAGAAUGCUGUGGGAGAUUCAUUGGGGAUUUUACAAAGAAAAAUCGAUGGGACCAGUGAGGAGGAAGGAAGCAUUGAGCUGAAUGAAGAAGGAAGGCCAGUGCAGACGUCCAGGCAGAGCCCCCCACUCUGCGACUGCCACUGCUGUGGUGUCCCCAAGCGUUACAUCAUUGCCAUCAUGAGCGGGUUAGGAUUCUGCAUUUCCUUUGGGAUUCGGUGCAAUCUUGGAGUCGCCAUUGUGGAAAUGGUCAACAAUAGCACCGUGUAUGUUGAUGGAAAACCAGAAAUUCAGACAGCACAAUUUGACUGGGAUCCAGAGACGGUGGGCCUUAUCCAUGGAUCCUUUUUCUGGGGUUAUAUUGUGACACAAAUUCCAGGUGGUUUCUUUUCAAAUAAGUUUGCUGCUAACAGGGUCUUCGGAGCCGCCAUCUUCUUAACAUCAACCUUGAACAUGUUCAUUCCUUCUGCAGCCAGAGUGCAUUAUGGCUGUGUCAUGUGUGUCAGAAUUUUGCAAGGUCUAGUAGAGGGUGUGACCUAUCCAGCUUGCCAUGGGAUGUGGAGUAAGUGGGCGCCACCUUUGGAGAGAAGCCGACUGGCCACCACCUCUUUUUGUGGUUCGUAUGCAGGGGCCGUGAUCGCCAUGCCGCUGGCCGGGGUGUUGGUACAGUACAUUGGAUGGGCCUCUGUCUUUUAUAUUUAUGGUAUGUUUGGGGUUAUUUGGUACAUGUUUUGGCUGUUGCAGGCCUAUGAGUGCCCAGCGGCUCAUCCAACAAUAUCCUGUGAGGAGAGGACCUAUAUAGAAACAAGUAUAGGAGAAGGAGCCAACUUGGCUAGCCUCAGUAAAUUUAAUACACCAUGGAGAAGAUUUUUCACAUCGUUGCCAGUUUAUGCAAUCAUUGUGGCAAAUUUUUGCAGAAGCUGGACCUUUUAUUUGCUGUUAAUAAGUCAACCUGCUUAUUUUGAAGAGGUGUUUGGGUUUGCAAUAAGUAAGGUGGGUCUCUUGUCAGCAGUCCCACACAUGGUAAUGACAAUCAUUGUGCCCAUCGGAGGACAAUUGGCUGAUUAUUUAAGGAGCAGAAAAAUUUUGACCACAACCGCUGUCAGAAAAAUCAUGAACUGUGGAGGUUUUGGCAUGGAGGCAACCUUACUCCUGGUGGUUGGCUUUUCCCAUACCAAAGGGGUAGCGAUCUCCUUUCUGGUGCUUGCCGUAGGAUUUAGUGGUUUUGCUAUUUCAGGUUUUAAUGUCAACCACCUGGACAUUGCUCCCCGCUACGCCAGCAUUCUCAUGGGUAUCUCAAACGGAGUGGGAACCCUCUCUGGAAUGGUCUGUCCCCUCAUUGUGGGUGCAAUGACCAAGCACAAGACCCGCGAGGAAUGGCAGAAUGUGUUCCUCAUAGCUGCCCUGGUGCACUACAGUGGCGUGAUCUUCUAUGGGGUCUUUGCUUCUGGGGAGAAACAGGAGUGGGCUGACCCCGAGAACCUCUCUGAGGAGAAGUGUGGAAUCAUCGAUCAAGAUGAAUUAGCUGAGGAGACAGAACUUAACCACGAGACUUUCGCAAGUCCCAAAAAGAAGAUGUCAUAUGGAGCCACCAUCCAGAAUUGUGAUGUCCAGAGGAAGGAGUGGAGAGGACAGAGAGGAGUGACCCUUGAUGCAGAAGAGCUGACAUCCUACCAGAAUGAAGAGGGAAACUUCUCAGAUACAUCCUAAUGUUUGAGAGGCACUUCUGUCUUCUCCCCUCUUUAGAACCAGAUAGUAUCCAUACCUAUUGCCUUCUCCAUAGCCAGGCUUGCCAGAGGGUCAUCUACAGGGACACUGGAUGUGGGGGAGCAGAGAGAGGAAAUUUAAUCUGUAGUAGGGAAAAGAGAAAUAUUAUCUAGCAAUGACAACUUGCUCUCAGUUGACAGAAUGGAUGUGGGUAUUAUGUAUAUAUAGAUAUACAUAAUUUUUUUGAUUGACAGUUGACUCUUCUCUCAAAGAACUAAACUUAUUCAGGAAGGAAUGAUUAGAAGAAUAAGAGAGACAAUGCUUUGCUUUUCAAAGAAAAAUGGAAGGAAAUGGGGCUAUUUGACCUGGAGGAGACAGAACAAUAGCCACUACUGACUCUGAGAGCAGCCACACGGAGGGGGUUUUUCUGUUCCUAGUAGAGGCCACCACUUACAAACGCCCUGCAUCGUGCCGGGUGCUUUAUGACAUUCUCAUUUAAUCUCCACACCCCUAUGACAUACAUUUCUUAUCCCCAUUUUAUAACUAAGGAAACGAAAGCAACAAGAGACUGACUUGCCCAAGGUCAUCCUGCCAGGGACAGUGCCGAGACUGGUGGAGUCCAAAAUAAGUGGCAGUUUUGGAGAAGGUGGUUUCACUUUAGGUUGAAGAAAAUAUUUGUAAUAAUUAAAACUGAAAAUGGAGUGGGUUGUUGCGUAGAUAAUACCAUAUUUCGGCAGGCAUGAGGGAUGGAAAACAUUUAGGUUGAUGUGGCAGAGAACAUUCAAACAUUGUAUAAGGGUCUGGAUUCAAAGACCCUUAGGACCCUAAGAGAGCUAAAGAGUCAAAUGAUCCUGUGAAUUCACAGUUUUUCAAAUAAAAAGGGUCACAAAUUUUAUGAGAGUUUCAAAUAGGUUUAAAAGAAAAAGGAAAAGAAAAUGCUAAGCAAGAUCGCAAAUUCCCAGGAAUCUGAUGGUCAGAAUGGCUGAGAAGAAGUAAAUUAAAUUUCAGCCCUUUGUAAUAUAAAGAAUGUGGUUAAGUAAUAUCCCAAAUUACUUAUAAAUCUUUAAGACAUUUAGUAAUUUAAGAAGUCAGUUCGUGCAGUUUAUUACGUAAAAUUAUCUUGAAAGAGUCUGUUUUUUUUUAAAUGUAUGCCUUUAGCCAUUUCUGCUGGUGAUAUUAGGAAGUUUGAUCAAAUUAUACAAAGUUAUAAUUGAAGUAUUCCUAAUGACUGUAUUUGGAAUGAUAUCAGGGAAAUCACAAUAAUAAUAUAGCAGUAACUGAACAGUGAAAUACUAGAAUGUAAACAUCUGGGGCAACUAGACCCAUAGUUAGUGUUGAAGAAUUAAUCUUUGAUUGCAUAAGGCAAUAACAUGGAUACUCUCUACAUAUGUUUUAAAGUUUAAUGCUAUUUUAAAACUUAUUAUUGGCAUGUAAAAUGUUGUUAAAAAUAAAAUAAUUUUCCUGUUAUUA